Messenger RNA from Dicrocoelium dendriticum, 1383 nucleotides. The record is from the annotation of a GenBank genome assembly. NCBI's taxonomy places the organism in Eukaryota, Metazoa, Platyhelminthes, Trematoda, Plagiorchiida, Dicrocoeliidae.
GUUUGCUUGAUUUCAGCCGGACUUCCGUGGAUAAAGCUGAUUGGUUUCAUGCUGUGACCAAUUGCACAGAAAUCUUGCAAUAACAAGGAAGUAGCUACUACCGAAAUACAUCUUUGAAAUACCAGUCCCAUCCUGGUUAUUUUGAAAGAUCUACAGAUGGUGAAGAGCAGUGUUUCCCUUCUCUGCAAAAGUACAUCUAAUCUGAAAAAGCGGAAAAUCGAUGAAACUCCUGAACAAUAUCUGAAACAAAUUACACAUCUUUACUUGAAUGGAAAACAUCUUGAGAACAUUGGUCCGGAACUGGCACUAUGUAGAAAUCUCACCGUGCUUUACCUGUAUGAUAAUCGAAUUAAGGAGAUACCUGAUCUCUCCGGGUUGCCACACUUAACCCACUUGUACCUGCAGAAUAACAAUAUCAUUCGAAUUUAUCACUUAUCACAGCUUACGAAACUGGAGAAACUAUUUCUGAGCAGGAAUUGCAUCUCGGUGGUCGAAGGACUGGAAGGUUUGCUCUCUUUACGCGAACUUCGCGUAGACAACCAACGCUUAACUCCGGGCCAGAACUUGGUUUUUGAUGAAUAUAGUAUAAACUCAUUGGCGAAAACCCUCACAAGCUUGGAUGUGUCUGGAAAUGGUUUGGAUACAUUGGAGGACCUCAAACCACUCUGUCGUUUGACCUACCUGUGUGCAUCGAAUAACCGAUUACAAAAUAUUGCUAACCUGACAUCUACUUUGGCCAGUUGGCCUGAAUUAAAGCAUUUAGAACUGCAUGGAAAUCCCGUGGUUUGCAAGCAAAGGGCAAAAGAUGCCAUUAUUGUGAAUACCAAGUCUUUAGAGUCACUGGAUGACAAGCCAAUUUCACAAUCAACGAAGCAAUUUCUGGAAAACUGGGACCAGCACAGAAGCAUUCGAUUGGAUAGUUCAGAAAUAGCUUUGAGGCGCGGGCAUUCGUCUCGGUUACCCGACCCGGGUUUACGAUUCACGAACACAUCGGAAAGCAUUUGCUCAGCUUCAGAUUUCGUCUGUGUAACAAAGAACCUAGAAAAUGAUCUGGAAGCCCCACGUGGAGAAGGCCUUAGUGGAGUCCAUGAGGCCACAGAGAAGCCUGGUUCAUAUAACAGCCCAACUAAAGUUGAACAGGAAACGACAAGUAUUGCGGACCGAGUAAUCCCAAGUGAACGGGGAGAAGGUCGUGCCUAGCUUCGGAUAAGAAACCGACUCAUGCUGACGCACUCUGGCCGGAGCCUGCUUCUGCUCUUUUGCCUAUCUCUCCCGCAGCCCAACGGGAAGCGAGCAAUUUGAUUCAACCUUGUAAUGUUUAAGUGCGUGCGUACACAGGACUUCCAACAAGCAAACUAUUAAAUAUUAAUUUCUUGUUCUGUA